AUGGCUAAACCAAGCAAGCUUUCCAGCACCACUUUAAACGCGUUAUACAACGUCUGUCCUCUGGAUACUUCCCGCAGAUCACUCCGUAACUCACUCCAUGAUAUCUUGUAUAAAGAUCCAGACUUCCGUAAAAAGUCUCAAGCCCAUACUACGAUAUUUGGCUGGUUUGAGGAUGAAAAAUUAUCCUCCUCCUCUACCUCCUCUAAAUUGCCUAAAGGAACUACAAUAUUUAAAAAAACGCGACUUUAUUCAUCAACAGUGUAUGGACCUUGUGGAACUGUCAACAACCACAGUACUAGAACCACUCGUGAGUCUUCUCCGGAAGUACAGCAAAACUUUUCCUUUACCGAAAACGAACAGGGGGCAGUAAUAGAGCCUUUUGUUAAUCUUGCUGAAAAAGCAAUUUAUGAGUUUCUGGUUAAAAAUGAAUCAGUCAUUCCUCUAGAGGUUGUCGAAAGAUUCGUGGCUAAACAGCGUCCUCCUGUUAGCACAGAUUUCAAUAAUGCAGAUCUUCUGUGCAUGCUAAAUUUUUUAAUAGAAAACAUUAACAUUUUCUUAAAAAAAUCUGUAUUUCACGGCCGAUUUAAAGCCAACCCUGUUGAAUUGCUAACUAAUUUUAAAAUGAAUAUAAGAAAUAAAUUGGCACAUGGGGUCGUGAUUAAUGACAAAGGUCGCUGGAGUGAUCAUGCGCUUCAACAUGUCGCAAUAUUAGCGUGUGAAGUUAUCAUUUGUCUUAGUGGUAAUUAUGAAGAUGCAUCUGCCAAAAAGGAAACCAAUGUUGACCCAUCUCAAAAACGAAAGUUGGAUGAAACGCUUGAUAAUAUAGAGAAUAUUGAUACACCACGGAAAAAGAAGGCUGAUGAUUCGAAUUUCGGGGAAAUAACAGAUCUAACACUUGUUAUUCUUGGAGAGUUGGAAGAAACCGAGAAGGGCGACAAGAAAAAGAUGUUAAAAUUAGCUAUGGACGAAAAUGAGUACAUGACAAAGUUCUGGAAAAUGCUGAUUGCUCCAAGGGUGGGAAUAAAUCGGCUUGCAUGGAAACGUAAUUGUGAUCAUGUGAUUACAAACAUUCUGAAAAAAUGUAGUUACUAUAUUUGGAGGGGUGUAGUUUCUUCCGGCUCAGUCUGGGAAUUUUCAUGGAAACGUAAUUGUGAUCAUGUGAUUACAAACAUUCUGAAAAAAUGUAGUUACUAUAUUUGGAGGGGUGUAGUUUCUUCCGGACUCGUUGGCUUAACUGAGGAUAAACGAAGCUACUUAUUCUGUCGAUAUCUUUAUACGGUAAAUCUUGGAGAAAAAUUUUUUACUCAUUACUGCGCCUAUGACAUGACCAAACCCCGUGAACGUGGACGU
Cetraspora pellucida is the source of this 1350-nucleotide messenger RNA. NCBI's taxonomy places the organism in Eukaryota, Fungi, Glomeromycota, Glomeromycetes, Diversisporales, Gigasporaceae. The record is from the annotation of a GenBank genome assembly.